GACACAUGUUCAGAAGUGCUUGCUUCGCUGCAAAGAGGUGUAACGCCUUUCAAGUAUUGUGCGGGCUGUAGAAUAUGGCGGCACCUGCUGGAGGCAACGGCGGAGCUGGCGAUACCGGUAUUGCUGGAGCCAACUUCCCUUAUGCUGUCCUACCAUCCAUCCUCAAAGACCUGGACGUUUUUGAGCUCUCUAGAGUGCGUCUUGUCAACAAGGGGUUCUAUGAGGCUGCCUCCAGCCAGGCUCUGUGGGCCAACUUUCCUUUGCGCUUCACUAGGAAACUGCCAGGGGGAGGGGUUGACAGAAGUGUAGUGAAGCGGCUGACGGAUGCGCAGUUCUUGGAGCUUGAUCAGCGAGCAGGGAGUGGGAGAAGAACUAGAACGAGGGUCAUUGACCUGGCAGGGUGCUGCAAGCUCACGAACGCCAGCCUCGAGGCUAUUCUGGAAAGAAUAGACAAGCACGCCUCACCCCCCUCAAAGAUUGACAUCUCCCGCUGUAGAGUGACGUCAGCUGAGUUUGUUCACCUUCUCACUCGCUUGGACCAGAAGUUGGAGGCCCCCUGGGACAAGUCUAGAACAAAUCUGAGCUUUAACAACAUCAAAGCCAUCUACGCAGAAAACCUCACUUACUUGUCACAGUUCGAUCUGACCCGCGCGGGGGGUCAGGUUGCGGUCUACAGUCACCUGUGUGCUACCUGUGGGGCAAAGGCAGAUGACUUGGGCCUGUGCGGACGGUGCAGAAGGAUCGAGCUGUGCAGAGAGUGCAAGGGAGUCCUCUGCAAGCGUUGCAAGGUGAAUGCUCUGUGUCCCCAAGUCUGCAGCCGCACAGGCGACCACCUGGAGAGGACGCACUGCCGGCCGUGCGCAAGAGCCUUCCGGCGGCAGUUCCUGUGCUCCAUGUGCUUUGGAGCGCUGGGGGUGGUGAUGAUAGCGAUCUUCCUUGCAAUCAUGGUACGGGUGCCGUCGUAA
Messenger RNA from Klebsormidium nitens, 965 nucleotides. NCBI's taxonomy places the organism in Eukaryota, Viridiplantae, Streptophyta, Klebsormidiophyceae, Klebsormidiales, Klebsormidiaceae. The record is from the annotation of a GenBank genome assembly.